Molecule: messenger RNA, 3023 nt
Organism: Salvia splendens (bonfire salvia)
Lineage: Eukaryota; Viridiplantae; Streptophyta; Magnoliopsida; Lamiales; Lamiaceae
Product: YTH domain-containing protein ECT4
Exons: 7
Coding region: 325-2568 (747 amino acids)
Biological process (GO): mRNA destabilization
Cellular component (GO): cytoplasm
Molecular function (GO): mRNA binding
Source: RefSeq, a predicted model, not a curated record
AACGCGUGUAUAUAUUCUACAAGAUUCCUCUGCGUGUAGACGUCGUUCCUCUUCUGCCACCCAAUUAUCUCUCUCUAUCAAGCUUUCAUUUCUCCGCACUCGACCGCCUUUUAUUUCCUCUCUCUAGGGUUUUAACGAGUGGGCAAAGGGGGAAAAUUAGUGACUACUGCAAUUAAUUCACGCAGAUUGAUUUUGGGGAAAUUCAUACCCAUGUUACCAGAAAUUAGGAAUUUAAUUCCGCCGCUCUCUACUUUGAUCCUUCAACUGCUUUCUUCGUCUAUCAUGGAUUAAAUCCCCUCCUUCCUUCGGGUGGCAAGUCCUGGGAUGGAAGUGUACAAAGUUCCUGAUCAAGGACUUGCUGAUACUUACCUGAUUCAAGGUGCUGAGUCAAACCCACAGCCUGAUCAGUUUGGACUAUACGGAUCCAUGUAUAACGAGGGAGCACCUGACUAUAUUAUCGACCAGGGCUUGUAUUAUCCUACUGGAACCAACUAUGGGUACAUCUGUACAGGCUAUGAACCAACCAUGGAGUGGGAAGAUCAGCAUAGGUUUUUCGGUGUAGACAAUCAAGACAUUCAUUAUACAGUUGCGGCAAAUGAGAACAUGCCAUAUGCAUAUUAUUCUCCCAAUUAUGGAUAUGGGCAAACUCCUUUUAACCCAUACAAUCCUUAUAUUCCUGGUGCUGUAAUAGGAGCUGAUGGAUCAAUUAUACCAGCACAACAAUACUAUGCCCUUCCCUCAUAUGAAAAUCCUGUAACAUCGGCGUCAUACCUGCCUGUAGUUUUCCAGCCAAGGCCUGAUGUUGUUGCUAAUGGGACUGUAGAUUCAUUCAUUGAUACUGGUGGAUCUUUUAACAAGGCUGAUGGUCUAGGUUCUAAACGUAAUUCGGCUCAGAAUACUCCUAAUUCCUCAUUAAGCGCAAUGGGUGAUGCCUCUGGUCGAAAAAACUCCUUCGUGAAGACGUCUGAAGGUAGGGUGAAUGUGGGGACUGGCAAGCAGCAUCCAUCAAGUAAUACUUCUGGUAGUAUUACAAGUCAAGCUGCACAGCAGAUUUCCCAGAUUAGAGGCCCUCAAGGCACAGAGAAUGGUUUACGUGGUAAAGCAUCAGCUGUCAGUAGUCAGUUGAAGACUGCUUUUACCUCUGGAAAUGGAUCAUCUACUUUCGAAUCGAGCAAUUAUUCUCAUGCAUCUGUAAAUAAAGUGAAGCCCAACAUAUUCAGUGGGAGGGCUCUUGAUGAAAGAGCUGGUCCUGAUAUAUUGAGCAACCAGAAUAGUGAGUCCAGGAUGAGCAAAUCAAAGAAUCAAUUGGUUGUUAAAGCCUAUACUACAAGGGCUGGAAAUCCUGAUGCACAAGGAAACAUCAUUAUCUCUAGAGAUCAUUAUAACAGAAUUGAUUUUCCAGUGGAAUAUGCAAAUGCAAAGUUUUUCGUAAUCAAGUCAUAUAGCGAGGAUGAUGUGCAUAAGAGUAUCAAGUAUAAUGUGUGGUCGUCCACUCCCAAUGGAAACAAGAAGCUUAAUGCUGCAUAUGAAGAUGCCAAGAGAAUAUCUGUUGGAGACUCUAGAGGCUGCCCCAUCUUCCUCUUCUUUUCUGUCAGUAAUUGUUUUUGCACACUAUACUUAAAGCUACUUCCUAAUGAUUUGUUUGAUGUUUUUAUGAGAUUGAGUAUUUUAUUAACCUUAAUUCAUGUGAUGGUAUUGACUGAUACAUUCUCUCUCUGUGAAAUUAAGGUUAAUGCUAGUGGCCAGUUCUGUGGUAUUGCAGAAAUGACUGGCCCAGUGGAUUUCCAUAGAGAUAUGGAUUUCUGGCAGCAAGAUAAAUGGAGCGGAAGCUUUCCUGUGAAGUGGCACAUCAUAAAAGAUUUGCCAAACCCAAAUUUUAGGCACAUCAUAUUGGAGAACAAUGAGAACAAGCCAGUGACUAACAGCAGAGACACACAAGAGAUAAGCUUCAAGAAGGGCUUGGAAAUGCUUAAAAUAUUCAAAGGUCAUACGUCAAAGACAUCCCUACUUGAUGACUUCAUGUACUAUGAAAAUCGACAGCGGAUUUUGCAGGGAGAGAGAGCUAGGCUUUUCAUUAAGAGCUAUGAAAAUCCAUAUCUUGGUCCAUUAUUGGAUCCUCCUCGCAAGCUUCAGACGGUUCACGAUUUUCCCCCUAUUAGCGAUGUAAAUGCUGCCAAACAAAAUACCAAUAAUUCAAGUAUGGCGAACAAAAAGGAAGUUCCUUCAAGUGCUGUGUCAACUUGCUCCACGAACGACCAUGUUGAGCCCAAAGGGAAAAAUUCCUCGGGUACUAAUCCAUACAAUGUAGCAAGUGUCCCUGGGAGCUGUGAAGGCUUAGUGGAUAAAGUGCCGAAUGCAGUUGAUGAACUUAAAAUUAGCGGAUUGAACAUACAUUCAGAUGAGCCGGGUUCAGGGCCUACUGGGGCAGUAUCUAACAAAACAAACAGUGAGAUGGUAAAUGUUGUCACUAUAGGGUCAAUGCCGGUCAAAGUUGUUGAUACGGAGUCUUCUGGUUUUUUGACAGUCGGAACAAUUCCUCUGGAUCCAAGAAAUCUCCUACAUGAGUAGGUGAAGGGGGACGGUGCAUUUGUGGGGGGGGGGGGUUAUGCUGCAUGAAGGUGGAUUUGGAUGGUUUACCUAAUUGUUUGAAAUGUUGUUUACAAAGUCCCCGGGGAGCUCUGCGUUUCUAUUGUAUAAUUGAGUGUAUCAUACUCGGUCAUGGCUUCUGUUUUGGAAUUUCAGCAUCAGAACCUCCGGGGGUGGAUGGCGCACAGUUUUCUUCAUCUCUCUUUCGUCUGGGUGAGAAGAAUGAAGAGAUUCCAUUUAACUAAAUUGAAACGUUAAAUACUGAUGUUAUUUUUUUCCAUUUUCUUUAGCGGGAGUGGGGUGGCCUUGGUCUUUUGGCUGAGGGUGAUGCUGCUUUUCUAUUUCCCGUUUAACUCCUUGUUUUUUGCCUUUUGGUUUCCAUCUUUACAGAAGUUAUAUCCAAGAGAAAAAGAAAAUAAAAAAUUUACGUUCAUGCA